Molecule: messenger RNA, 1383 nt
Organism: Hibiscus syriacus
Lineage: Eukaryota; Viridiplantae; Streptophyta; Magnoliopsida; Malvales; Malvaceae
Product: tRNA (adenine(37)-N6)-methyltransferase-like
Exons: 10
Coding region: 87-1247 (386 amino acids)
Source: RefSeq, a predicted model, not a curated record
ACUGUAACCUAAAACCCUAAACUUGGUAUACUUUGAUCGAAGAGCAGAAGAGAGAAAUACAAAAGCAUCAAUUUAGUGAAAACCCCAUGCCGGCCAUCUUAGCAUUGGCACUUGCUGCAGUGUUUUCCGCUUCCUCAGCUAUCUCCUUUUAUAUAUGGAAGAAGAAGUCGACGGAGUCUGAUUCGAAGCUGAAAGAGCUUCAAGUAUCCCUCAAUUCUGCUUUGGAAAAAUGUGCUGCUGAAAGACAAGGUCGGAUUAGGGCUCAACAGGCAUUGAGGAAAGCAGUAGUAGCACAAGCAGAAACCAAGUCUGAGAACUCAGAUACUACGUCGUAUCCUAUGGCUCCGAUCGGUGUCGUUCAAUCUUGCUUUUCUACGAGGAAUGGGAGUCCUUGGCAACCUCUACUUGUUCCUCUUGCUAAGGCCUGUUUGGUUUUAGAUUCAACUAGAGUUCCACCAGCAUCACCUAUAGCAUCACUUGAGGGUCUCGAAGAAUAUUCUCAUUGCUGGAUUAUAUAUAUAUAUCAUUUGAAUACAGAUCUGGAGAAGUUAUGGAAGCAUCCAUCUAAAUCGAAGUUUAAGGCCAAGGUCAGGGUUCCGAGAUUGAAAGGAGGAAGGAGGGGACUUUUCGCUACACGAUCUCCACAUCGACCUUGUCCUAUAGGACUAACUGUAGUAAAGGUGGAGACAGUACAAGGAAAUGUGCUUCUACUCUCUGGUGUAGAUCUAGUUGACGGAACACUAGUGCUGGACAUCAAACCGUAUCUUCCAUACUGUGACAGCAUUGAACGAGCAGUUGUACCGAACUGGGUCACGGUGGACAGCAUGCUGUCAGUUGCUUCCGUCAGUUUCUCUGAUGAUUUAGCGUCCUCACUAGAAAACUGCUGGUUAUCAGCGGAGAAGAACUCCCUCUAUUCUUCACUAGAUGAACUUAAAAGCUUGGUCAACCGAGUACUUUCUUGGGAUAUUCGUUCGGUGUCUCAACGAAACCGACCUCAUAAUAAUCUCCUAAAAAUAGGAACCGCAGAAGCCUCGAAUAGUACUUUGGAUUUGGAUGAUUCCCAAGACCGACAAGUGGCUGAUUCGGAAGAGUUAAUGUAUCACCUGGUUUUGGAUGGCAUGGAUUUCUAUUACGAAAUUGAUGGCAACGGCAAUGUCAUCGUGAAGGAAGUUCGUCGUUCAUCAUCCGUAUCGUUCGGUAAUGAAAAACGUUGCAAUUACUCAAUGUGGAAAGACAAACUCGAGUAAGUGUUUGCUUUCUAGAAGGCCGAACGUUAUUCUUAUUUUCACUAAUGUUGAUUUUGUCCGAACAUUGUAUUUUUGCUGCAAGGCUAAAAAUCAACCUUUAAUGAAGCUUCUGUGCUUUGACUUUGGAGGAUGGCAA